Solanum tuberosum (potato) is the source of this 1513-nucleotide messenger RNA. RefSeq names its product protein DR_1172-like. Bases 214 to 1494 code for a protein of 426 amino acids. Lineage: Eukaryota; Viridiplantae; Streptophyta; Magnoliopsida; Solanales; Solanaceae. The transcript is spliced from 4 exons. The record is from RefSeq and is a predicted model, not a curated record.
UUCCCCAAAAUUUACUUUAAUACUAACUAAAAUUGUUUGAAAUUACUAAGUAUAGCUCUUUUUUUGAGGAUUCAGUUGUAGAAAUGGAGAAGAGGAGAGUGUUGUUUGUACUAUGGGUAGCGGCGAUGAUGAUUAUGUGUUCGUGUUGGAUGGAGGAGGCAGCGGAGAACGAAUUUGGCUACCGGAGAGGUGAAAAUUGAAGGCGAAAAGGCUAUGCAUAGUGCUAAAGAGAAAGCAAAUUCUUUGGGUGAUUGGGCCUCUGCCAAAUUCUCCCAGUAUCAAGAAGAUGCAGCAUCAGAUGCUAAGGACACUAUAAGUUCUACCGCAUACGGAACCGAAAGAGAGGCGACUCAGAAGGUUAGUGGAAUGGUAAACAUGGCAUCUGACGCUAAGAAUGUUACUUGCGAGAAGGCAAAUCAAGCAAUGGAUGCAGCAGCUGAAAUGGCUCAUCGUGCCACCGAGAGAGGGAAACAUAGUGCAUUCAAUGUAUAUGACUUUGCAUCUGAGAAAGCACGUGAUAUCGAUAAUAAAGCGAAAGAGAGAGUUCAUUAUGCUUAUGCUUAUGACAUGGCAGCCAAUGCCAAAGAAGGAGCCAAACAUAAAGCUUCCGAGGCCUAUGAUUUCGCUGCUAAGAAAGUGGAUGAUGGAAUGAACACAGCUUCCCAAGUGGGCAGGGAAGUGAAGGAUAAAGCUAACCAUGCCUAUGAUUUUGCCACUGACAAAGCAGGUCAAGCCAUGGACAAGGCUUCAGACAUGGUAGGUGAGGCCAAGGAUCGCGCCAAAGACGCUUAUAGAUACACAUCUGAUAAGACGAAUCAAGCAAAAGACAUGGCUUCUAGUAGUGCAGCUAAUGCAAAAGACACAGUGGAAGAUAAAGCAUCCGAGGCCAAGGAUAGCGCCAACGAUGCUUACAGGUACAUAUCCGAUAAGUUGAAUCAGGCCAAAGACAUGGCAUCUAGUAGUGCUGUUAAUGCAAAAGACAUAGUGGAAGAUAAAGCAUCUGAGGCCAAGGACGCUUAUAGAUACACAUCUGAUAAGAUGAAUCAAGCAAAAGACAUGGCUUCUAGUAGUGCAGCUAAUGCAAAAGACACGGUGGAAGAUAAAUCAUCUGAGGCCAAGGAUCGCGCCAAAGACGCUUAUAGAUACACAUCUGAUAAGUUGAAUCAGGCCAAAGACAUGGCAUCUAGUAGUGCUGUUAAUGCAAAAGACACGGUGGAAGGUGAAGUAUCGGAUGCAUACAACCAAACCAUAAAAAUGACUACUGAUAGAAGUACUAUUGAUGCAAAAGACUCGACGAGGGAUGCAUUGGUCCAAGGGAAAGAUAAAGUUGAUAAAUAUGAAGAUGCAAAAUCGAAGGUUUAUGAAACAUAUAAAUCUGCAAAGGAUACUAUGAAUGAGCAAGCCAAGGAAAAGUAUGAAGAUGCCAAAGAGAAGGCCUCAGAUGCUGCUGGCAACCUUGGCCAAAAGAUGAGAACUGGAAGUACAGAACUAUGAGGAAUCAGUAGUCACUUUU